Molecule: messenger RNA, 1638 nt
Organism: Capronia epimyces CBS 606.96
Lineage: Eukaryota; Fungi; Ascomycota; Eurotiomycetes; Chaetothyriales; Herpotrichiellaceae
Exons: 2
Coding region: 1-1638 (545 amino acids)
Biological process (GO): transmembrane transport
Cellular component (GO): membrane
Molecular function (GO): transmembrane transporter activity
Source: RefSeq, a predicted model, not a curated record
AUGACGACCGGCGCCGGCAACAUGGAUAACAAAGACCUCUCCGAGGCCAAAGCUGAGGGGCUUCCCAUCAGCUACAACCCCAAAGAAGACUUCGGCACCGGCGACGUCACGGAUCUCGACGAGGCCGAGAUCUUCCUGCGCGACAACAACUUCACCAGCGGCUACAUCAAGGAACUGCUGGCGGAUAAAAAGAGAAACAAGCGGCUGGUGCGCCGGGUCGACCUGGUCCUGCUCCCGUUGCUGGCGGGCACCUACGUGCUACAGUACAUCGACAAACAGGCUCUUUCGUACUCGGCAGUCUUCGACCUCUUUAGCGACACCGGCACCACCCAAAGCCAAUACAGCUGGCUUGCAAGCAUCUUCUACUUCGCAUACCUGGGGUCCGAGUACCCCUUCACCAUCUUGGCACAAAAGACUCGGAUGGCCAAAGUGGUGGGAGGUUGUGUCAUUUCAUGGGGCUCGAUCCUGAUGAUCACAGCCGCUUGCCAGAACUUUGGAGGGCUGGCCACUUGUCGGUUCCUGCUCGGUGUAUUUGAGGCUCCCAUCACCCCAUGCUUCAUGAUGAUUGCCGCUAUGUGGUACACUCGGCAAGAACAACCGUUCCGUGCCGGCGUCUUCUACUGUUGCAACGGCGUCGGCUCGAUGCUCGGCGGCAUAUUCACGUAUGCGAUCGGGCAGAUCGACACCUUCCCCGUGUGGAGAGCAGUCUUUUUGAUCUGCGGCGGACUGACCGUGAUUUGGGGCUUUCUGAUCCUGGUUUUCCUCCCCGACACCAUCCUGUCGGCCAAAAGAUUCAGCCUGGAGGAGAAGGCGAUGCUCGUGGCCCGGGGAAAAUUGGGGAGGACGGGAAUCCUCAACAAAACCGUAAAGUGGUAUCAAAUCAAGGAGGCUCUGGUGGACCCUCAGGUGCUGCUUCUGGCGCUAUUCAUGCUCCUCAACGAGGUCAUGAACGGCGGCGUGGCCAACUUCGGCAAGCUCAUUAUCAAGGGCCUGGUCACCGACCCGCUCCUGACCACCGCUCUCGGCAUCCCGCAGGGGGCCUUUCAAGUUGUCUGGAUCCUGACCGGCACUUUCCUCGCCUCCAAGGUGCCCAACUUCAGGACCAUCUCCAUGGCCCUGUACAUGAUCCCCACCAUCCUGGGCAUCUGCCUUAUUUGGAAACUGGAUCGCCACCACCACAAGGUCGGCGUCCUUUUUGGGUACUACAUGGUCGGUUCAUUCGUCUCGUCGCUGGUGGUGGCAUUGCAGAUGCCCGGCGCCAACCUCGGGGGCUAUACUAAGCGAGCCACGGGGACCGCCAUCGUGUUUGCCGCGUAUUGCGCUGGCAAUAUCAUAGGUCCCCACGCCUUCCUCUCCGAGGAAGCCCCCUUGUAUCCUACUGGUUGCAAGGUCAUCCUUGCUUGUGCAUCUGCUCAGAUUUUCAUCGCCAUGGCUUUGAGACUGCUUCUAAUUCGCCGAAACAAGCAAAGAGAUGCCGCUGCCGCGAAUGGUUCAGAGCCUGAAAAUGAUGCGGCCGAGGAAAUUGCUGCCGAUUUGACCGAUUUCGAGGUAUGUGUCCUGAACUCUCUCUUUCCGCAGGUGUGUGGUUUGUGCAUGGGUGGAACUAACUUUGUCUUUCCCUCAGAAUCCGAAGUUUAG